Messenger RNA from Lonchura striata (white-rumped munia), 2347 nucleotides. Lineage: Eukaryota; Metazoa; Chordata; Aves; Passeriformes; Estrildidae. The record is from RefSeq and is a predicted model, not a curated record.
UGCCCAUGUUUUCAAGGACCCUGCAGUUUCCCACACUGCAGCAAUCCACCAAGAUAAAGUAAGAGUUGGUGAGCUUCAGAUCUCAUAGCAAAUUGUUAAUCAGCCUGACAGGCUAGCCCGGGGCCUAGCAGAGUUAAGCUGAGGCCUGUUACUACCAUGACAAUUACCUUCAUGGGCACAUAAACACUUAGACUGUGUUACUUGUCUUACGCUUGAGUUCCAAACAACCCAUUCCUGUGGUGUGCUUAGGUUCUUUUUCAGCCGCUCCAACCAUCCACAUACAGUUCCAUGAGGGGGAUCUCGUCAGUGGUCUGGCCUGUUCAGAACUGCAGCUAGUAUUCAAAAUGCAGAUUCUUCUCAGUGAUAUCUUAGAAAUUAAAUGGCCUGACCCUGCAACAGCUGAUCUGACAAGAUGUUUAGACAACGGCAGUGUGAAGAUCUCAUCUGUAGAUGGCUACGCUCACCUUUACUUGUCAGAAUUGCAGCGAGAAUUUACAGUGGAGUUCUUAUGUAAAGUCAGCCAGUCAUCUGCAGCAUCCUCAUGCUCCACUGAAAAGAACAGCAACUAUCAAAGCAGAGAUCAGUGUGGAAAACCAAGUAAAAAUUCUGCAGCAGAAGUCUCAUCACAACAAAGAAGAAUAGAGAAUAGGAAUAAAUGUGGUUGUGCUGAAGGUAGAUAUAGGGAACCAGCCAAACCAAAGGACCAAAGAGAUGGAGUCCCUUUGUUCCACACAAAUUGUUCUUCUGAAUACGCAUGGGUUACACAGCGUUGGGCUGUUUCCUUGUGCCCAGAAGAAUGGAAACACCCUUUGUCCUUGGCCCUAAAAUGCUGUAACUUGCAUACUGUGGAAAAUGUAAUAAAGACAAACAGCUGUACAGCCCUUGAAGGUGAUGUUUUAGUAGACCCUGAAACACAUGAAACAGUUUCUUCUUUACCUACAGCUUUGCCACUCAGCUGCAGAGCUCCACAUCUACACAGGUGGACAUUUUGUGACUUCUUUCAGAAUGAAGAUACGGAUGACUAUUCACUCCAUCAGCUAAUUCAAGUUGUGUGGUGCCAGGGUGUUUUCUACAGAUUUAUCCAUGAUAGGACAAACAUCACAGAAAUUUAUCCUGGUGAUGACUCAUUUUUCAAGUCAGAGGGAGCAUUUUUGGGAAAAUAUUUCAUGCAUUAUGCAAUCCACAAAGGAACAAAAAAGGUGGAAGAAAAGAUGUAUUCAGUGAGCAGCCUACCUCCAGAUGUGCCAGGACGUCCAUACUCUGUAUCUUCCAUUAUUACCCUGGCAACCAAAAUUCUUCAGUAUUGCUGCAAAACAAAACUGUCAUUAAGUCAUAAUUAUUAUCUCUGCUGCUGGAAAGUGGUAUCUGAGACCGAUGGACGAGAAAUGCUGCCAGUUUUGAUACAUGAAAAGGUUUUUCCCAGCACAGGAAGACUGAUUGUAUACUCAGACCAUAAAGUCCAUGCUGUUUUUUGGGAUAGGAUAACCCUGACUAUGAUCUGGGACUUCAGCUCUUCCUGUAAUGAGAUCCAGAUAAAUGAAGAUGUAGGCUGGUGUAAGUUAACUACUCCGGAUGGGCUACAGCAGCUAAUACAAAUAAGUCAUCCUGGAGUCUAUGAAAGGUACAUCAGAACAGCAAUAGAAUGGUGCAGAAGUUUGAAUGAAAGGAAAGUGAUUGCUGAAUAUCCUGCACACUCUGUAACUGAAGAAAAUUGGUCUGCUGAUGCUGAGCUUGAAAAAAUACAGAGAUUUAAUUUUUUAUUAGACAAUAGCAACAUUCUGAAAGGGACAGCUGCUGCAAAAUCCAAUCCAUCGGGUAUCACUGUCAGAAAAAAAGAAAACGGGGUUGAGGCAGAAGAACUCAAUGAAGACUGUGUCUUGGAGGCUUUGGAAAAAACUUCUAAAGUCAUUCAGGAUAUUGAAUCUCUGCUUGCUGUUUCUGGGAGAUGAAGCAGCAGUUGAUGUCCUCACAGGAGCCGUCCCAGCUGUGUCUGAGGAGGCUUUGUGGGGAGAGAGGAAUAAAGGCUGAAGCCAGAGGGACAAGUUGCCAGCACAUUCCUGCUGAAGUCUGUCAGGUGCCAGCGUACUAUCAACAGUAACACCAGCGCUAUAUUUGAAAUAGGCAGGGAGAAAAGUUGAGAUAAUGGAGCACUGCUGUAUAAAUAGAUCAGGGCUGACCUGACCAUAUUGCUUUUAAUGUUUGAAUAUAUGUUCAAAUCAACUUAAUUGAUGGAUCGCUGCUGAAAUGACCAAGGUAGACACAUGUAGUUUUCACUGUAAAAACGUGCUUUUAUUCAGGUGCUUACACCAAGAAAUCUUAAUUACCAAAUAAAAUGUUUCCCACAUGC